ACAAGAGAGUGUGUUGUGGUAUGAUUCAGGCCUAAUUAAGUGGUUGCGUCUGGCCUGGGCUAUAAACCAAUAGCUGCUCCUACCGGUAAUCCAGUCAGUAGGCCACUCAAGGGUUCGCCACGGACAGAAGGGAGACUGCAGGAGGCUGUUCAUUGCUGGUUUUGCCUCCACUAUGGCAAAAAUUAUCUUCAGGCACAUCAUCGAGACUCCAGUGCGUUACCAAGAGGAGUUUGAAGCUCGGGGUCUGGAAGACUGCAGGCUGGAUCAUGCUUUAUAUGCACUGCCCGGGCCAACCAUUGUGGACCUGAGAAAAAGCAAGGUGACACAGUCUCCUCUGGUGGACUCAGAGGCAGAGAUGCCACCCCGAGAAGACAAAUCCCGCUUUCAGAUCCUGCUGGAUGUGGUCCAGUUCCUGCCCGAGGAUAUCAUCAUCCAGACCUUCGAAGGCUGGCUGUUGGUGAAGGCACAACAUGGAACCAGAAUGGAUGAGCACGGUUUUAUCUCAAGAAGCUUCACCCGACAGUACAAACUGCCAGAUGGCGUGGAGACCAAAGAUCUGUCUGCCAUCCUCUGUCAUGAUGGAAUUUUGGUGGUGGAAGUCAAGGAUCCAGUUGGAACUAAGUGAAACCGUAUCGGUUCCUGUUCAUUUGACACGAGGAAGAUUAAGUUCAGUCGUUGGUACCUGGGGAAUGUUUGUAUUACGCAUGUUUGAAACAAUUUACUUAUGAUUUUUAUGAAGAUUAAAAGCACAUACAUAGUU
Molecule: messenger RNA, 760 nt
Organism: Carlito syrichta (Philippine tarsier)
Lineage: Eukaryota; Metazoa; Chordata; Mammalia; Primates; Tarsiidae
Gene: HSPB3
Product: heat shock protein family B (small) member 3
Exons: 1
Coding region: 173-625 (150 amino acids)
Cellular component (GO): cytoplasm; nuclear speck
Source: RefSeq, a predicted model, not a curated record